CCCAUUCACAGGGGAACUUACUGUUAGGGAGGUUGGGUCUUUUUGAAAUAGAUAAUCUUCGUCUCUCGCCCUCGGUCAGAUUACCAAAGUGCGCUCGUUGCCUGGAAUCCAGCCUUAAACCAGGACCCGAUGAUAUGAAGCCCCUUUGGGUGUUACCCCUGUUUCUCUUCCUGCUGUGUUUCAUCUCUCCUCCAGGAGAAGGGGCGAAAAGUGGAGAUGACAACGAGCAGGUAAAUAGACCGAGUAAAAGACGUAAAGGCAAAUCCUUGCCUACCAAGGGAGCACUGACCACAAAAGAAAGUCAUUCGUGUUCCUGGGAUAUCACUGGGGAGGAAGAGUUAACUCUUCAGGUCAGUUGCAGUUACCAAGGCGGCAGCUACUGGUGCAAAUAUUCAGGGAGGCCGCAGACUUGCCCCACUUACAACACUAAAGCCAGUCAGUACUGGAAACAGGUCAUUGGCAAAGUGAGGAGAAAGAAACAUGCCUGCGAGGGAGAUAAAACCUUAAAGACGCGGAUCUGCAAAAAGGGACCAACAGAAUCGCAGUUGAAACUGAAGGAAAAGAGUUUGGACCCGGACAAGCGGGUGGACAAAGUUUAUUACAAGGGGACUGGACGCAAGAAGGAGUUAAUGAAAGAGCUAACCCAGAACAGCACGGUGUUGGACCAAGUUGACUCCACCGAGAAACCGCUUAAAAAGAAUAGGAAAAAAUCCAAAGCGUCGGAAUCUAUGAAAAGCAAGGAGUCCAGCGCAUUGAGUGAAAUGAAUAAUGAUAAUCCCGAGUUUCAGGAGGAGCUGUCCCAGGUUUACUGUGCUGAGAAGUGGCAUUCGCUCUGUUCAUUCUUCGUCAGCUUGUGGAAUGGCUAGUUAAAUACACACGCUUUCCUUACAUUUAGCAGAACUAGUACGCAGUCUUAGGCGUGUCCAUAUGAAAUAUCUACUUACCCCAGUGUGAUUAACAUUCAUUAAUAAA
Messenger RNA from Carcharodon carcharias (great white shark), 972 nucleotides. RefSeq names its product fibroblast growth factor binding protein 3 (gene fgfbp3). NCBI's taxonomy places the organism in Eukaryota, Metazoa, Chordata, Chondrichthyes, Lamniformes, Lamnidae. Bases 135 to 866 code for a protein of 243 amino acids. The transcript has 2 exons. The record is from RefSeq and is a predicted model, not a curated record. Gene Ontology annotation, molecular function: growth factor binding. Gene Ontology annotation, biological process: cell-cell signaling.